This is a messenger RNA of Peromyscus leucopus (white-footed mouse), 1106 nucleotides long. Its product is annotated as N-acetyltransferase family 8 member 3-like. Lineage: Eukaryota; Metazoa; Chordata; Mammalia; Rodentia; Cricetidae. The coding region runs from base 182 to 865 and encodes 227 amino acids. The transcript is spliced from 2 exons. The record is from RefSeq and is a predicted model, not a curated record. Gene Ontology annotation, molecular function: N-acetyltransferase activity.
AGGUUGAUCUAGACCCUCAGCUCCAAGCAACUAGGUGAGGAGGACUUCAGGGCAAGGUUGGAGACUCUGCAUUUGUCUUGAGUAACAGGACCUUCUUGGGACCUCCAGGAUUACAGAGAAGCAUACAGGCAGAGCCAACUGUGCCUUUUGUCCUUUGAGAUUUGAGACCCAGAAGUCUCCCAUGCCUCCUUAUCAUAUCCGCAAAUACCAGGAUAGCGACCACAAGAGCGUGGUGGAUUUGUUCUCCAGAGGCAUGAAGGAGCACAUCCCCACCACCUUCCGCUACAUGCUGAUGCUACCCCGAAUCCUCUUGCUCUUACUUGGGGUCCCUCUUACCCUACUCUUGGUCUCAGGCUCCUGGAUUGUGGUUCUUCUCUCCAGCCUUAUUCUCUUUGCUUCCCUGUGGCUCCUUGCAAAACAUAAUUGGGUGAAGCAUUUAGCAACGUGUUUGCACACAGACAUGGCUGACAUCACCACAACCUACUUGAGUUCUCAUGACUCCUGCUUCUGGGUGGCUGAAUCUAGGGGUCAGAUAGUGGGCAUCGUGGCUGCCCUGCCGGUGGAGGAUCCCUUCCUGCAGAAGAAGCGACUAUGGCUACGUCACCUCUCUGUGUCGUUGGAGCACCGAAGACAGGGGAUAGGGAAAGCCAUGGUGAGGAGGGUCCUCCAGUUUGCACAGGCCCGGGCCUUCCCUGAAGUUGUCCUUUCCACCAGUGUGUUCCAGUAUGCAGCCCUGGCUCUCUACCAGGAUAUGGGCUUCCAGAAGACUGGCGAGUCCUACUUCACCAUUAUCUCCAGACUAAGGAAAUCUCCGAUGAUACACUUAAAGUACUGUCUCACUUCUGCUCAGGAAGGGGGCCUGUGAUCUAUCUCCGGUGUGUGCAUCUGUCGGGAUCUGGUUGCUUCUGUAGUAGUAACAAACCCAGCUACUUUAGGAGCAAACCACUAACCCUCACAUUCAAGCACAGCUGAGUCAUGUGUUUGGGGGGAGGGUUGGGGCAAUGGCCACUAUUUCCCAUACACGCUUUCCGAGGUGUCUUUUAUCUGACACUGUAGCAAUGUAUAAAAUGAAACACUAAAUAAUAAAAUUUUAUUUAGCUUCUGAA